GGCUCAAGCUCCUCACACUCACACACUCACACCCGCACCCACACACACCCACACCCCCAGCCCCACGUCCACACCAUGGCCGCCUCCACCCUGUCCGUCUGCUCCAGCGACCUGAGCUACGGCGGCCGCGUCUGCCUGCCCGGCUCUGGCGACUCCUGCCCCGACCCCUCCUGGCAGGUGGAUGACUGUCCCGAGAGCUACUGCGAGCCCCCCUGCUGCGCCCCGGCCUCCUGCCUGACCCUCCUCUGCACCCCUGCGAGCUGCGGGUCCAGCCCCUGCCCACCAGCCUGCCCCGGCUCCUGCCAGCCCUCCUGUGGCAGCUGCUCCCCCUGCCAGGAGGGCUGCUGUGUGUCUGUCUGCUGCAAGCCCGUGUGCUGCACCCCUGUCUGCUGCACCCCCAUCUGCUGCAAGCCCGUGUGCUGCACCCCUGUCUGCUGCAAGCCCGUCUGCUGUGAGGCAUCCCCUUGCUCAGCCUCCCCCUGCUGCCAGCAGUCUAGCUGCCAGCCCUCCUGCUGCAGCUCCACCCCCUGUCAGGAAGACAGCUGUGUGUCUGUCUGCUGCAAGCCUGUGUGCUGCACCCCUGUCUGCUGCAACCCCGUGUGCUGCACCCCUGUCUGCUGCACCCCUGUCUGCUGCAAGCCUGUCUGCUGUGAGGCCUCCCCCUGCUGCCAGCAGUCUAGCUGCCAGCCCUCCUGCUGCAGCUCCUCCCCCUGCCAGGAAGACAGCUGUGUGUCUGUCUGCUGCAAGCCUGUCUGCUGCACCCCUGUCUGCUGCACCCCCAUCUGCUGCAAGCCUGUCUGCUGCAAGCCCGUGUGCUGUGAGGCAUCCCCUUGCUCAGCCUCCCCCUGCUGCCAGCAGUCUAGCUGCCAGCCCUCCUGCUGCAGCUCCUCCCCCUGCCAGGAAGACAGCUGUGUGUCUGUCUGCUGCAAGCCCGUGUGCUGCCAGGCCUCCCCCUGCUGCCAGCCAAGCCCCUGCAGGCCCUCCUCCUGCGUGUCCCUCCUCUGCCGCCCCGUGUGCAGGCCCGCCUGCUGCGCCCCCUCCCCUUGCCAGCCCAGCUGCUGCCGCCAGGGCUCCAGCGUGUCCCUGCUGUGCCGCCCCGGGUGCUCCCGCCAGGCCUGCUGCCGCCCCGCCUGCUGCUGAGCCGCCUGAACUACCCCGGGAGCUGCCAUCUCAGCUGCUGAGCCCCCCGUCCUCCCCCGGGGCCCCUGCCCUCGGUGGACAUGUGGCUGCUGCCAACUGGAACCUGAACAGGCCGCCCGCCCCUCUCUGGGGAGACGGCCCGCAGCCCUCAGCAGGGGCAACCUGCGGCCCCAGGGCCCUCGUCUGCAUGAGCCGUGGCUUGUAAUCUGCGUGACGAAGGCCAAUCACCGUAAUCAAUAAAGCGUUUGUGUCAUGAAGUAGA
Molecule: messenger RNA, 1402 nt
Organism: Nyctereutes procyonoides (raccoon dog)
Lineage: Eukaryota; Metazoa; Chordata; Mammalia; Carnivora; Canidae
Product: keratin-associated protein 10-8-like
Exons: 1
Coding region: 76-1140 (354 amino acids)
Cellular component (GO): keratin filament
Source: RefSeq, a predicted model, not a curated record